AUGGCGCUGAGACCACAGGCAGCUCCUGGCUUAGCCCUGCUGCUCUGGGCCCUGUGCAGGACUGCUGUGACUGUCACCACGCCUGAGGCUGUGCCAAGGGAGCACCAGGGACAUUGCUACCAGCUUGCCCAGGAAAGACUAGCCUUUGAGGAUGCCCAGGCUGCCUGCGGACGAUGGGGAGGGUACUUGGCACAGGUCCCUUGUGAGGAGACAGGGACGUGGGGUGCUCUGAGAAGGAGGAGGGGGCAGAUGAGGGGGUCCUCUGGGGGCUGGUGGGUCUCCAAGGGCCCUACCAAGCCUGUGGUGGCAGGAGCCCAGCCUCAUCUGCAUGGGGCUCACCAUCAGCCCCCCACCUGCACCUUCCUCUCCAACCUGGGUCUGCUGCAGGAGGCCACCGGGCCCACAUGCCGCCAGAGGCAUCCUUUCAUCUGUGAAUUUGGUCCUGUGGAGGGAGGUGAAUGCCCAAGCAAAGUGGCCAGGAGUGCCAACAGCUCCAGGCCUUGGCAAAAACAGAAGUCUCAGCUGGAUCUGACCUCCAUGGGGCGGAGGCCACAAAGGCUCAUGCGGCGGCAUCUGGGUGAUAAGCAGAAGUACCCAGAGACAUCAGCAAUCUGGGAGGCCUUGCAGGAUGUUGUUCCCAGGACCUGGCAGCAGGAGCUGCUCCAGCGACUGACACUCCCAGUGAACAAUGGUGCCUGGAGUGCCUCUGAGCUGGAAGAGGAGGUGGGGUUUCUUCAGGCUGUCAGUGAAGACCUGCUGAAAAGGAGGCCUCCAGCCUCUCCACACUGGCACCUCCUCAGCCUCCUGGCAGUCCACGGCACCAGCCGGCUCCUGCAGGUCAUUCUGGGCCCCUGCUCACCCAAUGUCAACAUCCAGCAUGAGGCCCUGACUGGCCCCCUGAUGCAGAUCCUUCACAAGCUGGAGCAAGCUCUUCAGGAACUAGGGGGCAGCAGUGAUGCCAUCACCAUGGAGACGCCUCUCAUCAGCAUCUAUACACACAGGGUGAACUCUUCCAGGCUGGGCAAUAUGGCGUUCUCCUUCCCUGGCAAGCCAUGGGCAGCCAGAGUCAUUUUGCCAGAGCAGUCUGCGCUGGGCGCCGUCAUGCCACAGGAUAUCCCAGUGGAUGUGCAGAUGGUGAGCUUCCUGGGCAGCCCCUUUCCCCUGAGCUCUGGGCAAGGGGUCACAGGAGCUGUAGCUGAACUGAACCUCCUUUCGGAGGGCAGCCAGAUCAGCGUUAGCAACCUGAGCACCCCUGUCCAGAUUUUCCUGCCCCGGGUUGUGCCUACAGCCCCUGCCGAGCCAGCUGCUUUCCUCUCUCCGGGGGAGGCCCUCCUUCUGACUGUGAACGUGACGUGGACAGGGGGAUCCCUGAUGAUCCAUGCUCACCUAGACCCUGUGGGGCCUCUAGAGCUCUUCCUGCAGCCGAGCGAGCAGCUCCGGGAGCCCAUUGAGCCCAACGUCGGCCUGGAUGGCUACACUUGGCUAGUGAAGGAGGAAGUUCUUCGUGACCUGAGAGGAACCCUUCAGUUCCUGGUGGUGCCACUGAACCUCUCUGCCAGCCAGGGUCCUGCCACCUUACAUGUCAGCACCUAUGGGAUCCAGUGCAUCUCCCGGCACCUGCCUGAUGCCCAGUGGCGAGAGGCAGGCUGCAAAGUAGGAGAGAGCAGCAGCCUGGCGGAAGGCCACUGCCUCUGCACCCACCUCUCCUUCUUUGGCAGCAGCUUCUGGGUGGCGCCAGUCCAGCUGGACGUGGUGCGCACAGCAGAGUACUUUGGCCAGGUGCACAAGAAUCCAGUCCUGGUCAUGGCCCUCGGAGUCGUCUAUGCCCUCUACUUGGUGGGGGUGGCCUGGGCCCGCUGGUUGGACACACGCCCCCUGCUCCAGGUAAGGCCAGCCCUCCUGUCCGAUGAUGAUCCCUGUGCCCAGUAUGGCUACCUGCUCCAGAUCUUCCUGCAUGGGCAGCAGAAGGCCCCCGGAGGCAGCCCCUGUCAGGUCUGCAUCUGCCUCCAGGGAUCGUCUGGUGUCAGCAAGUCUCGGCGCCUGCCCCUGAAUGCCAGCCUCUUCCUCCUACGGGAGCCAUACCCACUGGGAGAGCUCCAGAGCAUUUGGUUGUGGCAGGAGCCCCACUCCGCCCCACAGCUGCCCUGGUCAGUCUGCCCAGAAGCUGCCUCUGCUGAACAUGCCAUAAUUCUCCCUCUCUCUGAAUGGGUUAUUCAGAGGUGGUUAUUGUGUCAGGGUGCCCAUCCUCAGGCAUCCGAGAAGAGGCGGGGCGAGGGGGGUCAGCACACCUGGCACUCAUCCAGCAGGGAAGCCUCUUGCCUCUGCCUGGCAGGACUUUCUUCCAAGUGGGGCACUAGGAGCACCAGCCUCCUGCCUGGCACUCACUACCCAUCCCCUUCCCUCAGGCAUAUCGCCCACAUCACAGUGCGAGACCUGCAGCAAAAUAGGAGGUUCCAUUUCUCUUGCCAGCCAUGGCUCGUCCCAGCAGCAGGGGCCCCACACAGCACUGCCAAGCAUUUCCUGGCAGCUCCACAGCACCAGCCAACAGCAUUCUGGCCCAUCUUCCGGCAAAGGACCCUGAGCGGUCUUCGGGAGGAGCACACAGUGCUGACAGUGCUGCUGACCCGGACAGGCCAUGGGCGGCCCGUCACGCGGGUCCAGGGCCUCUCCUGCUGCUUCUGCCUCCUCCUCUGCUCCGCCCUUGUCAGCCUCAUGUUCUGGGAGGUGCCCCACGAGUCACCAGAGCUCCUGCGUGUCGGCAGCUGCUUCUCCCUCUCCUGGAAGGACAUCAUGAUCAGUGUGGAGAGUGCCCUGAUUACCUUCCCCGUCAACUUGCUCCUUGUAUUCAUCUUCCGCCACGCUGAACCACGCAGGAGCCACGCAAGGCCCGGCCUGGCAAUGGCUGUGCCCAGUGCCCCUGCCAGCCCAACAACCCUGGACACUGUGCAUGAGAGCCUGCGAGGGGCAGUGGAGACGCUGAGCAAAGCCAGCAAGCAGAGCCAACAGCUGCUGCAUCCCGACAUGGACCUUGAGGAGCUUCUGCAGUGGCUGGCUCGUUUUAUCCACCCUGAUCCUGGGGAGGAAGAGGAGGCAGCAGGGAGGGAGCCCAAGAUCUCUAGUGUGGCGCCCAGCCCUAAUGCGCUGCACCAGACCUACUGCAACCGCUACCUCCUCCUGAAGCUGCAGCACAUCUCCCGUCUCCUGGGGGAGCUGGAGCUAGGAGUCCCGACAGCCAAGCACCCUCCAGCUCUGCAGCAGCGCGUGGAGGAGAUGGCCAGGCGUCUCGAGGAAGCCUACCCUGCAGAGCCUCCUCCUCAUGCCUUCCUCUUGCUCCUCCACAGCCGAAGGUGGCACUUGCCCUGGUGGGGCACCUGGGUGGGGUGGGCCCUGCUGGUCUCCCUCAGCGCAGUGGCCACCUUCUUCGCCUUGCUCUAUGGCUUCCACUAUGGGAAGGAGAGCACCGAACGCUGGCUCAUCUCCACUGCCAUCUCCAUGGGCCAGGCCCUCUUCGUCCUGCAGCCCCUCAAGGUGAUAAGCUUUGCCAUCUUCUGUGCCCUGAUACUGAAGAAAGCAGAGGAUGAAGAUGAGGCAGACCUGGACCUGGAAGACCGGCUGUGCUCCCUCCAGUGAUGGGAGGGCAUCUUUCUGCAAGGCCACCUUGGCUUUUCCCACGCCAUGUGCCCAAGACCUCCAAUCAGCCUCUCCAACAUGAUGUCACCCACACCUGUACAAAGGCCAGGACCAUCUCUCUGGAGGAACGGGAGGGCACAGCAUGGGAGGGAGACAGUGCAGCCCCAUUCUGUAACAUGCCAAUUGAGCCAACACUGAACCCACCAAGUGUUGAAAGAGUUGGGAUGCAACUCAGCUUGCUGAGGGUUUGCAUGAGGUUAAAGUGGAUAGAGAAGGGAACCUCCAAUAUUGUCUAACUGCCCUUUGAUCUCUGUGAUGACCUUUCCUUUAAUAUUAGACUGAUAUUCUUAGGGUUCCUGACAAUGACCAAACUUCCCGCUUCCCCCUCUUCCUUCUGAAGGAGAGAGGACAUCUAUGGAUGUAUCUCUGCCGAGAGUAAAGAGCAAACAUGACUCCCUUGUAGCUUCAAGAUUAAUUAGCUAAAACCAGGAACUCUUUUGUAUCCAAGUAUAUAUUUCUUAUAAUAAAUGCAGCUUUAUUAU
Molecule: messenger RNA, 4172 nt
Organism: Zootoca vivipara (common lizard)
Lineage: Eukaryota; Metazoa; Chordata; Lepidosauria; Squamata; Lacertidae
Source: RefSeq, a predicted model, not a curated record